UAGCCUUGGCCCAACCUGCCGAGGGCCUGUAUUCUCGCAGCGGCGGUGUGGCGUGGCCGACACUUGAGCACCUGCCGGGUUUGCGGUGUUCGGGCUUGACUGGGUCGCCGGACUCUCCAUCCCCCACGCUGCACAGGCCACUUAGUAAUCACCGAGAUGCUCAGGAAGGAGAAGUGGCAGCGGCCCCCUCGUGCCCCUCAGCCUCAUCGUUGCCCUCGCCCGUGCGCAAAAUAUCGGCGUCGGCUGAUCGGCAUGACCUGUCUCUCGGCAGCGUCACGCCACGCGCCCGGACUGUACGCCGUACGGGCGGUGGUGAGUACCAGCGAUCUGUGCGUUGGUGCCACGAGUCUGCAAUCCGUCGAGAAGCAACUUGUGCCAGCCAUGCCAGCCACCGAUCUUCGCGCGAUCUCCAUCGGAGAGCUCACGGCGGGCGGGCGUCCCGGAGGCUCUAAGCGCCCGUGAUGCUCCUAUGCCGCACAUGGGACAGCUCGGACCGACAUGGUACAUGGGUACCCACGACAGACAGAGGAAGAGAAGUGGAAGAGAUG
Cutaneotrichosporon oleaginosum is the source of this 548-nucleotide messenger RNA. RefSeq lists its product as uncharacterized. Lineage: Eukaryota; Fungi; Basidiomycota; Tremellomycetes; Trichosporonales; Trichosporonaceae. The record is from RefSeq and is a predicted model, not a curated record.